CCAAUAAUACUAUUGUUCCUGUCAUUAUUGUUACUCCUGUUUGUUUAAUUCAACGUAAAGCUGAAAGAGAUAGGAGAAAAUGAAAGUGGGGAUCGCGGUAGUGUUAAUGGUGUCUCUGGUUUUGGGAUUCUCGUCGGCGGCCGAUUUCAGAUGGAGGAAAACGGCGUCGUUUGGUGGAUUUUUCGGCAGAGCGCCUUCCUCUAUCGUGUUCCCUGUCCAUGGGAACGUUUAUCCUGUCGGGUAUUACAAUGUUACAAUCAACGUAGGGCAACCAUCGAGGCCAUAUUAUCUGGAUCUUGAUACAGGCAGUGAUCUCACAUGGCUUCAAUGUGAUGCUCCUUGUGUUCGUUGCGUUGAGGCACCUCAUCCACUUUAUGAGCCGAGCAACGAUCUUAUUCCCUGCAAGGAUCCUCUCUGCAAGGCGCUGCAUUCACAUGGCGACCAAAGAUGUGAGGCGCCUGAGCAGUGUGACUACGAGGUCGAAUAUGCUGAUGGUGGAUCUUCUCUCGGUGUUCUUGUUCGAGACGUCUUCUCCUUGAACUACACGAAUGGAGCCCGGCUCAAUCCUCGUCUUGCCCUCGGAUGCGGGUACGAUCAAAUCCCGGGCGGGUCGAGCCAUCCUCUUGACGGAGUGCUGGGGCUAGGGAGGGGGAAAGUUAGCAUCUUGUCGCAACUUCACGGCCAGGGCUAUGUCAGAAACGUUAUCGGUCACUGCUUAAGCAGUUUAGGCGGAGGGUUUCUCUUCUUUGGGAGCGAUCUUUUCGAUUCUUCGAGGGUCUCUUGGACACCGAUGUCACGCGAGCACUCGAAACAUUACUCUCCUGGCCCGGGAGGAGAGCUUCUUUUCGGGGGUAAAACUACCGGGUUAAAGAAUCUGCUCGUAGUCUUUGACAGUGGCAGUUCUUACACAUACUUCAACUCGAAGGCAUACCAGGCCGUGACGUAUCUGCUAAGGAGAGAACUGAGCGGAAAACCGUUGACAGAAGCAAGGGACGAUCAUACGCUCCCUCUGUGCUGGCAAGGCCGUAGACGGUUCUCGAGCAUUGGCGAAGUCAAGAAGUACUUCAAGCCUCUGUCCUUCAGCUUCAAAACUGGAUGGAGGUCCAAAUCUCUCUUUGAGAUUCCCCCUGAAGCUUACCUCAUCAUUUCUAUGAAGGGAAACGUGUGCCUGGGAAUCUUGAAUGGCACAGAAAUAGGUCUCCAAAACCUAAACCUCAUCGGAGAUGUAUCGAUGCAGGAUCAGAUGGUGAUCUACGACAACGAGAAACAGUCCAUCGGUUGGAUGCCCGCGAAUUGCAACGAUAUUGCCUCGUUAAAAUCUUCAGAAGCUUACGGAUACUGAAGAAACUACAAAAAAAUAUCUGUGUAGAUUGUGUAAGCCUUAGUAGAUAGAUAUAUCUCUAUUCCCUCCAUACAGGCCUGAGAAAAUAUGGUAGAGAGAAAGUAGAAUAUGUAAUGUACAUUUUCACUACAUGAAUUAAGAAAUCUCUCUCUCUCUCUCA
Molecule: messenger RNA, 1502 nt
Organism: Tarenaya hassleriana
Lineage: Eukaryota; Viridiplantae; Streptophyta; Magnoliopsida; Brassicales; Cleomaceae
Product: aspartic proteinase Asp1-like
Exons: 8
Coding region: 80-1342 (420 amino acids)
Biological process (GO): proteolysis
Molecular function (GO): aspartic-type endopeptidase activity
Source: RefSeq, a predicted model, not a curated record